AUGGCGGCCGCGGCGGGAAGGUUGUUCCGGGCUUCGCUCGCCCGACGUGUGAGUGCCAUUCCUUGGGGCAUUUCAGCCUCUGCAGCCCUUAGGCCCGCUGCUUCUCGAAGAAUGUGCUUGACAAAUGCCUUGUGGUCUGGUUCUGAUCAAGCAAAAUUCGCCUUUAGCACCAGUUCCUCACACCAUGCCCCCGCCGUCACCCAGCAUGCACCCUAUUUUAAGGGCACGGCUGUUGUCAGCGGAGAGUUCAAAGAAAUUAGCCUUGAUGACUUUAAAGGGAAAUAUUUAGUGCUCUUCUUCUAUCCUUUGGAUUUCACCUUUGUGUGUCCUACAGAAAUUAUUGCUUUCAGUGACAAAGCCAAUGAAUUUCAUGAUGUGAACUGUGAAGUCGUUGCAGUGUCGGUGGAUUCCCACUUCAGCCACCUGGCCUGGAUAAACACGCCGAGGAAGAAUGGCGGUUUGGGCCAUAUGAACAUCGCACUCUUGUCAGAUUUGACCAAACAGAUUUCCCGAGACUACGGCGUGCUGUUAGAAGGUCCAGGCCUUGCGCUACGCGGUCUCUUCAUAAUUGACCCCAACGGAGUCAUCAAGCAUCUGAGCGUCAAUGAUCUCCCAGUGGGCCGAAGCGUGGAAGAGACCCUCCGCUUGGUGAAGGCGUUCCAGUUUGUGGAAACCCAUGGAGAAGUCUGCCCGGCCAACUGGACACCCGAGUCUCCUACAAUCAAGCCCCAUCCAACUGCUUCCAGAGAAUACUUUGAGAAGGUAAAUCAGUAG
Molecule: messenger RNA, 774 nt
Organism: Rangifer tarandus platyrhynchus (Svalbard reindeer)
Lineage: Eukaryota; Metazoa; Chordata; Mammalia; Artiodactyla; Cervidae
Source: the annotation of a GenBank genome assembly